AUGGCCGCGGCAAAUCUCCAAUUGAUGGCUGCAUCUGUCCCGUUCGACCUCAUACCCAACUCGCACCUCCACUCGCGCUCAAACUCGGCCUCCUCUACCUCCUCGCACAAUUCCUCCGGCUCCCGUCCCCACUCUUCCCAGGGUGGCAUCUUGCGCGCGUCGGCUGUGAUGCCGCCAUCGUCCGAAGACCUCUACCGUGCUUCCUUCCAUACCACCAACUCCUUUGCUGGCGAUCACACGCGCACGACCUCCGACGCCUCCCACUCCUCUGCCUACUCCUUGAGCUCAGAGCUGCUCACCCCGGCAGACUCCCCGCCCAACCACAAUCUCUCCAACCCAUCGCUCAAAGCCCAUCUCCGGCCCACUCACAUCCGGGCCCGCGUCGCCGCGUCCCCAUACCCCCGCGACUGCGAGAGCGUCCACUCCUCGUCCAGCGAGACCGAAGACAUCUCUCUGUACCUCGGCUCGUCUGUCCCCGAGUACCCUCACAUGUUCGGCGGGCAACACCUACUGGGACAUAGCCCUGAGACGAUGCAUACUACGGGAGCCUUUGGACGGAUGUCGCUGAGCCCGGACCACGCGCUCGAAAAGCUCGCAGCGAACGUCCGCGCCGCCACAACCACCAGUGCCUCCGAUCGGGCGAAGCAGAUUUUUGUCCAGGCCUGGUUGACCGCUAACUAUUCUCCGUACCCCGAUGGCAAUGUCCCCCGCCAGGGGCUCUAUUUCUCAUAUCGUCGAGUCUGCGACCAGUACGGUAUACCGCAUAUCAACACCGCCACUCUUGGGAAGGCCAUCAGGCUAUGUUUCCCCACUAUCAAGACAAGACGUCUCGGCGUCCGAGGGAACAGUAAAUAUCAUUAUUGCGGCAUCCGUCCUGCGACCUCGGCAGAGGCCGAGUUCUUGCAGGACUACAUUCGCAAAUCAAACAACAGCGCUGCGCAGCAGUCGGUCAAUGCGGCGCGGAUGGCGAGCGAGCAGGCGGAGGCUUCGAACAGAGGCGGCUCAGAUGACGAGGACGAGGACGAGUCGGAGGGCGGCGCGAGCUCCGGGAACGUCUCGAAGCGGAACUCGCUGAAUUUGAGCAAUGGCACGGUGAAGAACCCCGCGCUCUUCCAGGACGAGAAGACGCCGACGGCUAGCAGCCUUCUCGCGCUUGCACAGGCAACGCAGCGGCCGCCCGUGAACACAUACGCUGUUCAGGCAUCCAUCAGGCGACAUGCAGGGCAGCCUGAACCAGCAUUGACCGUUCCUUCGCACGCUGCACAAGCCGACGUCGGGUCCAUCACGCUCAUGUCCCCGUCGGCGCCGCUUUCGGUAAGGCAAAUGCCGCAGUUCCCCUCCAUCGAGGAGGCGGUCGGCGCAACGUCCACGACACCGCCUAGCAUGGCUGCGCGUGAGGUCUGGAGGUGGUUCCAGGACCAUCUGGAUGCUCUACUAGAGAGCUUCAGAUCCUACCGAUUUGACCAGUUUGAACUGCACGUGCGGACCUUCUGGUCGAACCUCAACGGAAGUCAUCGCGAAGUUGUACACGCGCCUGCUGUUGCUGGACUUAUGGCAAAGGCGGAUGCUAUCGUCUACGAUGAAAUUCUGGAGAUUCUCCGACUGCAGAUGCUCUCGCACAUCCCGCAGCAGUCUCUGGCUGGCCUGCGCGCGCUCGCCGACAAAAUGGAGAAAAUUCUCCUCGUGGCCCUCGAGGGAUACGGUAACACGUUCGUCGAGCCUAAAGUCGAACUGGGAGCGCGUUUUGGGCACCUUGUCUUGCGCUUCCUCGAGCUUUAUCAGGUCACGCAAGCCCUGGCAACAGUCCUCAACAACCCGAAGCAGCUCAGUGACAUGCGCCGCUCGUGGCAGAAGAUCGACUUCGAGGGUGUUCGGAACCAAUCCGCGUUGGUCUGCAAUUGCCGUCACGAGGAUCUGGUGCAGCUGCUGGAGGUCGACUUCGUUACACUCCUGGACAGCCUGCCGAAGAGCCAGGAUCCUGUACGAGAUGUGAUGUCGUGGGCGGACAAGUGCUGUGAGCGGUUGAUCGACGGUCGCUCCGGUGGCUUGGAUGAGCGCGCUACAAUGAGCUCGCGGAGUGUUCUGAUACGUUGGGGAUAUGUGACUAGUCAGGUUAUGAGGGAUUUGACGAUCCGAAGCGACCCUGCAUUUGGUGCCUUCCAGAUUCUGAAAUUAUUCUUGGACGACUGGAUCGCUCUGAAUGUGCUUAGGAGCGUUGCUCUAUCGACCAACUCCGUCGCAGCGUCUGUAGAGCCUGUGAUGCAACAACAAUUCUACUCCCUCUCGCCGAUGGCUGGGCAGGAGAGCUUCGGCCACCCUCCCGACGUCAACCACUCCGGGAUGACGCACACGCCGACGACAUCCAGCAUGCUCGCCGCGCUGCAACAGGAUACGUUCGGCUCGGGCUCGCUCGACCACGCCUCGAGCGCCUUCGGUGCCGACGCGUUCGGAUCGCUUUCAUACAUGGAUACGUCCGCAUCACAAGACGACUCGAUGCCCGUCCACUCUUCCACACUCUCGUUCCCCGACUAUGUAUCCGGCGCAAACGCGUUCGACGCGACGGCCUUUUCCCAUGACAUCAUCAGUAGUGCGUCCGGCACGCCUCCCUCGACUGGCAGCGAACCGGACAACUCCCCGGAACCAGUCAAAACCGAAGCCUCACUUUAAUCCUCCUACGCUCUAUUCAUCUCGCCGUAGUGGUAUCCUGGACGCUAACUUAGACUGCUGCAACUAAUACUAUCAUUCGGUGUCUUGCUUUCUCUGGCUUGCAUUAAUUAUUGCUUCGGUAACGUCUGCUGUAUUCACCCUGUUUCCUCAAGUGACGCUGUUCUCAGAUAUCCACGUGUCGUACUCGUACAAUGUAUCCCAUGAUUUACGGGUUGGUCGAGUGUGCGCGGGGGACGCUUGAGUUCACCGGGGAUGGUUGUACGCGAAUAGCGGGGUAGAUUGCACCCUUAUUAACAACGACAAAUAUAUCCUAGUCAACCGAAAA
This is a messenger RNA of Postia placenta MAD-698-R-SB12, 2992 nucleotides long. RefSeq lists its product as hypothetical. Gene Ontology annotation, molecular function: DNA-binding transcription factor activity, RNA polymerase II-specific; RNA polymerase II cis-regulatory region sequence-specific DNA binding. Gene Ontology annotation, biological process: regulation of transcription by RNA polymerase II. The transcript is spliced from 7 exons. The record is from RefSeq and is a predicted model, not a curated record. Lineage: Eukaryota; Fungi; Basidiomycota; Agaricomycetes; Polyporales; Adustoporiaceae. Bases 1 to 2667 code for a protein of 888 amino acids.